AUGGCGUCACAGAAGCCAAGUUCCUUUGCGCGCAUUUUGCAGUCUGAAUUUGUUGCAAGUGACGAAAGCUGGACAUAUACGCUCCACGACCUACCCAGGCCCAAGGCUACGAGCCCCGGACGAUGGGUUAAAUCGUUGGAGCUGGUGUCCAACCCGAAGGCACGUAAACUAGAGCUGAGGUUCACUAAGCUGGACCCGAAUCGAGCUACGAGUGCCUGUGCUUUGGACCGUUUGAUACACUUUUCCUUUGCUGAUUUCCGCCUGGGACAGUUUGAAGAAGGAUCGUGGAAGAGCUUUACUGCCAGGGAAACAGCUGAUUAUCUUGUUCGGCUUCUCAAAAAAGGCAUCGUUCUCAAUGGUGCCUUGUACAGCUUUUAUGGCCAUAGUUCCAGCCAGCUGAAGUCGCGCUCUUGCUAUUUACUCCGAGGAUCGAAAAACGAGGUGGCGGAAUUUGUAGAAUCGCUUGGGGACUUCUCCAAGAUCAAAACCGUGGGAAAGAAGGCGAAACGGAUUGGGCUUCUCUUUUCGUCCGCCCCGGCGAUAAUGGACGUCCCGGAUGGCCGAUAUGAGGACAUUGACGAUGUUGAAAGAGCCGGAUACAAUUUCACCGACGGCUGUGGGCUGAUCGGGCCAAACGCAGCAAGACUAUUAUCCCAGAAACUGGCAAUUGUUAGUCGCAACACACGCUAUCAUCCAUCGGUCUUUCAGAUUCGGUUCAAGGGCUAUAAGGGGGUUGUGACCCUCGAACCCGACAUGCCCAAGAGAUAUUGGUUUCAAUUCCGACAGUCGAUGCGCAAGUUCUCGGGAACUGCAAAUCAGUCCUUCGCUGUGGUCGAAUAUUCCAAACCCUAUACUUACGGCUAUCUCAAUGAUGAUAUCGUGCUGCUUCUGAGCGCUCUUGGGAUUCCCACCGAGGUGCUUCUCCACAAGCAAGCAACACACUUUGCCCGGUUGCGCGCAUCGGUGACGGAUCCUGUUUUAGCAUUUAGUUUCCUGUGCUCCCUGGAUCGAUUCCACCAAGCUGAGCAGCUUCUUCUCAAGGGGAUUGAGGAAUCAACUGGUGCCCUGCGCGGCCUAGCCAGCACGGAAUACAAAAAGAUGCUGAACAAGCGCGAAUGUCAAAAGUGUCGCAUUCUUAUUCCCGAGUCGAGGCUAUUAUUUGGUGUAUGUGACCCCCGAGAUGUUCUGGAGGAAGGAGAGUGUUUCCUACGAGUGACAGACGAAGGACAUGGAGGACGCCCGAUAACACUCAAUGGGUACUUGCGAAAGCUUCGAGCAGUUGACCGGCCGCAGCUUGCACAUCUAACGGACUGUAUAGUCUUUUCGGUCAAGGGCGACCGGCCAGCAGCCGACCAGAUGUCAGGAGGGGACCUUGAUGGUGAUACCUUCUUUGUUUGCUGGGACCCAGACCUUGUUCCCUCGACUUUGUCCGAGCCAGCACAAUACCCCCCCGGUCGACAACCGGUCUCCUUGGACAAAAUAACCGUGGAUGACCUCAUCGAGUACUUUGCGCGGUACACAAGCAUAAGUCUAGGCCGUGUCAAAGCCCUCUUCUUGGACUGGGCAAUACGUAAUCCAGAAGGUGCUCUCAGCAGUGAGUGCCAGGAGCUGAACCGGCUGCAUUCCUUAUCUGUGGACGGUAACCGUAUAAAGAUUGAUGACCGAUUUACCAAACUACCACCACUCAGCGACGAGGUACGUGAUUCAUUCGUUCUUAAUGUCCUGCAUCGGGAAGCAGAGAAAGAGUCCCAGCAGGGGAUCGCAGCACGAGGCGGUUGCGGGUGGGCACUGACCUCGCGCGACGUGGUUGAAGCCGUUCUGUGCCAGCCGCGCAGCUGCUCUGAAUUUCGGAUGAUCCAACUGGUCUACGAGUGGUGUCGACGAUCUGGAGAAGCCGAACUCAGCGAGCUUCUGCCAUACUUCGAUCCCGCGGCGCUGGGUAGAGAGGAAAAGCAUUGGCUGCUACAACAGCUGCCUGCGACGACUGAGCUGCCCAGCCUGGUCAUGAAUGGUCUGAUGAGCUCCGAUAUUCUUGAACAGCAUGAACUGUGCCAAUUCCAUCUUGACUACCCCGGGAUGCGCUGGAAGCGUAUUUUCUCGGCUGAUAACCGGCUCGCAAAUUUGUUUGAAGUGCUCGACAAGUCCUUCGCCCACUUUCAUCGGAAGCUGUUGGUAAUGCGGAUCCACGAACGUUUGAGUAUUGCUGUUUAUAUCCCACAUCUCAUCAGCAUCGAUGAAGACGCCCUGGUGGGAAAGGAUGUGCUUGUCUUUGGAUUUCCUCAUACACAGCAUCAGGGCAACGUCCGCGAUCGCAUCCACAUCACGGGCAGCGAGUACAGACUUAGUUUAACCCAUUCGACGCUUCAGCUCUACAACCGUCAUCGCCAGAAUACAUUCAUAUGGAUCGGCCAGCCUGGAACCAAUGAUGCAUCCUUUCGCCAGACCAGAGGCAGGGCAAAUCGUGCCCGGCAGCGACACCAGACAAAUCUGGAGGGGAUAAACCACGAUUGGAUCGCAAGUAUUGCUCUCGAUCGCUUCAGUCAAAACAUGCGAACCCAAAUCGGCCCAGUACGACGACAUGGGAUUGCUGCAGCAGAACUCUACGUCAUCAGCAACGCCGAUGUGCAUUCGUUUCAAACCCUGGAUAUGUGGCAGCGCAGUAUUGAUACUCUGGAAACAAUUCCACUUUUUGAGAGAACGCCCCCUCCCCUCGUAAUAAGUCGCACGUCCACAGUGGACUGGUCGUCGCAGCCGCGGAAAAUCUGUGCUCUAAUCCGCGAUGGCGACAUGUCUGAACUGGACCGGAUCGAAAUGCAGUCGAACCUCGUCCCAGUUUUCCAAUUCUGCUUUGAGCAUAAUGAACGUGACUUGCCUGGAAGAAUCUAUAACCACUAUCUAGAGUCACCGAGUGCUGUCAGUAGAUGGCUUGCCCCCAGGGAGCUGCUUGAUGGACUACUUCAGGGCCUGCUCUACGCACCGGCAAAUGUCAUCUUUUUUUCACGGCUUUGUCCGUGGGAGGAAACCCUGCCGGACUUUGUAUAUCGAUGGCUGAAGCCAAAGACCCCACACUUGCUAGAAGCUGUUUUUCAAUCAGCCAGCUUCGUUGGAGACUUUGCAAUACAAGCACUGUGCGCCAUUGCCCGCGAAGCCAACAGCAUGUCACUGGCAACCUUUCGUCUUCUGGUCGAGAAGGCCUGCCUGCUACUGGAAACACCAGGCCAAAUGCUCGAGGUUUGCCUAGAAUGCCUCCAGCAGACCGGCGAGCGAUUGCUAAACGAAUGCCCAUCCGCCACAAAUUAUUUUAUGCGCAACCUCUUUGGGAUUGCAAUUGACCACAGUGAGGAGGCAUGGGCCGCAAGGCCGCCGCACGACGACUUAUGGGUAUUUCAACCAGUCGCCCUGGCACUCACAUACCCUGUCUUGACUAGCAAUCGCCGCAUAGAUGCACCGCAACUGGAACGCUUGGCGGCUGGUGAUCAUGUCCGGUUUGAACUGGCUCGGUACCCUGAAAACGUGUUCCUAACAGACCGUCCAGGCUUCGACGCCAUGGUCGAAUCAUCCAAGCCAGGCAUGGUCACCUUCGGCUGCCUUUCGUAUCCACCUCCCUAUGUUGCAUCGGCUCGGUGGCGAAUGAAGCACUGCGGGUCAUUUGUCACCAGCAAAGCAAUGCUGGACUCGCUAGUCACUUUAAUGGAACAAAAGGCAGAUACAUGCGCUUUGUAUACUCAGCUGGUGGAUGACUACUGGGAACUGGGGGGUCCACAUGAUGGUGCAGCGUAUAAUUCUCGCAAAGACCUUAAUGAUUGCCAGAACGAAGCAGUGAAGGCGGCACUCAAUUCCUCCUUGACCUGCAUUUGGGGCCCACCUGGAACUGGCAAAACACAGACAGUUGCUGUGAUUCUACAGGAACUGCUGCAUCGGAGCCCCGAGGACCGGGUCCUUGUUACUGCCCCCAGCCAUAAUGCAGUGGACAACAUAUUGAAAAGAUACUUGAGCUUUGUGGGCUCAUCAGGGGUCACCCCCCUCCGAGUUACCACGAAUAUACAUAAAGUAUCCCCUGAUUUGGUUCAAUAUACCUGCGACGGCAUGGACAACAAAGAGUUCCACUUCAAUUCCAACGCCAGAGCCCUCGCUAUCCAGCGUAUCCAGCAGGCCCGCGUAGUCUUCACAACAUGUGUCGGAGCGGGACUAGGCCUUCUACGAAACGAAAAAUUCCAGAUAGUCCUAAUUGAUGAGUCGUCACAGCAGUCAGAGCCCAUGUCCGUCAUUCCAUUAAGCAAGGGUUGUCAGCGAGCCAUUCUCGUCGGAGAUCAUGUUCAGCUCCGCGGAACCACAGGGAACUACGCCAAAAUAAUGGGCAUGGAAGUUUCGCUUUUUGAGCGGCUCUAUGGGACGAAUGGUGAGGCCACGAAUCAUGCCCUAACCAAGGUUAUGCUCAAUGUCCAGUACCGAAUGCACCCGCAAAUCGGCGAGUUCCCAUCUCGCGAAUUCUACAACGACAGGCUCAAGGCACACGCUUCUUGCCAGGAUAGACCACUCCCUAUGAACGGGUUCCCUUGGCCCCGGCAGCAACAACAACAACCUCUCACAGACUCCCCAGUGGCGCGGUGCAUUUUUGUUCCCUGCACCGGAGCCGAGGAUGCUGGGUACCAAUCCAAGGGCAAUACUAGUCAGGCGGAGCUCUCCAAGAAGGUUUAUCAGCUGCUGAUGGCAACCGAGCCAGGGCCAUCGUUGUCAGUUGCAAUCCUGACUCCCUACACGUGGCAAGUCAAGAUACUCCGGUCCCUCCUUCCAGGCUCGGCGAUGGUUUCCAGCAUCGAUGGAUUCCAAGGCCGCGAAGCGGAUGUCAUUAUUUUCGUGACCGUACGCUGCAACCCCCAUGGCAAUAUUGGGUUUCUGAGCGAUCUUCGGCGGCUUAAUGUUGUCCUCACCAGAGCGCGCGCAGGACUCAUUGUUGUUGGUUGCCCCCGGACUUUGACCCAAGAUGUGCCCUCUAUCCUCGACGAUAAAACUUUUGACGGGACUAUGAACAAUACCAGUGAUGGUGAGAAGGGGGUUAAGCAAGCUGUUGAUACCGACAGUAUUCCUGUUUGGAAGCGACUAGUAGCUUCCCUGUGGCUUAAGGCCAGCACAAUAUCAUAUUAUGCAGUAUCCUCGAUUUAG
This is a messenger RNA of Aspergillus versicolor CBS 583.65, 5163 nucleotides long. RefSeq lists its product as uncharacterized. Gene Ontology annotation, biological process: siRNA processing. NCBI's taxonomy places the organism in Eukaryota, Fungi, Ascomycota, Eurotiomycetes, Eurotiales, Aspergillaceae. The transcript has 7 exons. Bases 1 to 5163 code for a protein of 1720 amino acids. Gene Ontology annotation, molecular function: RNA-directed RNA polymerase activity; helicase activity. The record is from RefSeq and is a predicted model, not a curated record. Gene Ontology annotation, cellular component: nuclear RNA-directed RNA polymerase complex.